CACAACAUGUUGGAGACCGCAGCUACCGAGCCGCUCUGUGCAGAGGUAACUUUUUAAUCCCGGUUUUGUUGCCUUAUCACUCAGGAGGAGGAGGUCGGGGAGAGAGAAAGGGACAAAAAGUCAGUCAUGGUGUGAACUUGGAGUGGAAGCUGGAGCGUCUUCUCGCAAAAGAAGCCCGUCCGCGUUCAUUUGUGCUGCGAGAGGGAGCCGAAGAGGAGGGGGGUUGAAGGGGGAAGAGAAGCCCGGAGAAGAGCGAGAAAAGUGGGGUACAAGAUGCAGCUGGCCGCGGUGCUGCGGGGCGUCCUCCUCCUGGCAAGUUUGCUGCUCAGCCAGAGUCCAGGUGUUCACGGCAACGCUGAUUGUUCCUGUGGAAGAAACCACUUCACGUGCGCCGUCAGUGCUUUUGGGGAGUGUACCUGCAUUCCUGCUCAGUGGCAGUGUGACGGAGACAACGACUGCGGAGACCACAGUGAUGAGGACGGAUGCAUGCUCCCCACCUGCUCGCCGCUGGACUUCCACUGUGAGAACGGCAAAUGCAUCCGUCGCUCCUGGGUCUGUGACGGAGACAACGACUGCGAAGACGACUCCGACGAGCAAGAUUGCCCUCCCAGGGAGUGUGAAGAGGACGAGUUCCAAUGCCUAAACGGCUACUGCAUUCGCAGCCUCUGGCACUGCGAUGGCGACAACGAUUGUGGAGACAACAGUGAUGAACAAUGUGAUAUGCGUAAAUGUUCAGAUAAAGAGUUCCGUUGCACAGAUGGAAGCUGCAUUGCUGAACACUGGUAUUGUGACGGAGACAAAGACUGCAAGGAUGAAUCCGACGAGGAAAAUUGCCCCUCAGAUGUGAUGACAGCUACCUGCAGUGUGGAGGAGUUCCAGUGUGCAUAUGGCCGCUGUAUCCUGGACAUCUACCAUUGUGACGGAGAUGAUGAUUGUGGAGACUGGUCGGACGAGUCAGACUGCUCUUCCCACCAACCCUGCAGGUCAGUAGAGUUCAUGUGCAGCAGUGGCAUGUGCAUCAACUCUGGCUGGAGGUGCGACGGCGAACAUGACUGUGACGACCAGUCGGACGAGAAAAACUGCACCACAUCCAUGUGCAUGGCCGACCAGUUCCGCUGUGGAACUGGCCGGUGUGUCCGGUUGUCAUGGAGAUGCGAUGGUGAAGACGACUGCUCGGAUCGCAGCGAUGAAGAGGGAUGUGAGAAAACUGAGAGUCCUCCUUGUGCUCCUGACCAGUUCCAGUGUGGGAAUGGACGUUGUAUUGGUCAGAGGAAGGUGUGUAACGAGAUUAACGACUGUGGUGAUGGGACUGAUGAGCACCCACAUCACGACUGCCGGCCACGCUCAAGCGAGGACAACUGUAACCAGAAUAACGGAGGCUGCUCCCAGAAGUGUCAGAUGGUUCGAGGACUGGUCCAGUGCACCUGUCACACCGGAUACCGACUGACGGACGACGGCAAAACCUGCCUAGAUGUGGAUGAGUGUGCAGAAGAAGGAUACUGCAGUCAGGGCUGUACCAACACAGAAGGGGGGUUCCAGUGCUGGUGCGUGCAGGGCUAUGAGCUUCGACCCGACAAGCGCAGCUGCAAAGCUCUAGGUCCAGAGCCAGUGCUGCUGUUUGCCAAUCGCAUCGACAUCCGUCAAGUUUUGCCACAUCGCUCUGAAUACACCCUACUGCUCAACAACCUGGAAAACGCGAUCGCUCUGGACUUCCAUCACAACUUAGAGCUGGUCUUCUGGUCGGAUGUGACGUUGGACCGCAUCAUGAAGGCCAAUCUAAAUGGCUCUAAUGUGGAGGAGGUUGUCUCCACUGGUCUGGAGAGCCCAGGUGGACUGGCUAUAGACUGGAUCCAUGAUAAGCUUUACUGGACAGACUCCGGAACAUCCCGGAUUGAGGUGGCCAAUUUGGACGGAACACACCGUAAGGUGUUACUGUGGCAGAACAUGGAGAAGCCCAGAGCCAUUGCACUGCACCCCAUAGAAGGGAAGAUCUACUGGACGGACUGGGGGAACACGCCUCGCAUCGAGUACGCCAACAUGGACGGCUCAAACCGGCGAGUCAUCGCAGACACGCACUUGUUCUGGCCCAACGGGCUCACCAUUGAUUAUGCCAGCCACUGCAUAUAUUGGGUGGACGCCAAGCAUCAUGUCAUCGAAAGAGCUGACCUGGAUGGACGCAACCGCAAGGCCGUCAUCAGCCAAGGCCUGCCUCAUCCAUUUGCCAUCACAGUGUUUGAGGACAGCCUCUACUGGACCGACUGGCACACCAAGAGCAUAAACAGCGCCAACAAAUUCACCGGCAAGAACCAGGAGGUUAUCCGGAACAAGCUGCACUUCCCCAUGGACAUCCACACCCUGCACCCACAGCGACAGCCUGCAGGUGGCAGAAACCGCUGUGGCACCAACAAUGGAGGUUGCAGCCAUCUGUGUCUGCCAAGCAACAAAACCUUCACCUGCGCCUGCCCCACCGGCUUCAAGAAAGUGGACCAUUAUAGCUGUUCCAUCAGUCUUGACAAGUUCCUGCUUUUUGCCCGAAGGACGGACAUCCGACGAAUCAGCUUUGAUACCAAGGACAUGUCCGAUGAUGUCAUCCCUCUGGCUGAUGUGCGCAACGCUGUGGCACUGGACUGGCACGACAAAGACGGCUACAUUUACUGGACCGACGUCACAACCGACUCCAUCAACAGAGCACUGUGGAAUGGCACCAAGCAGGAGGUGGUGGUGGAUACCAGCUUGGAGAGCCCAGCAGGAUUGGCAAUCGAUUGGGUGACCAAUAAACUCUACUGGACCGAUGCAGGUACAGAUCGUAUCGAGGUUUCAAAUGCUGAUGGGAGCAUGCGGACUGUUCUGAUUUGGGAGAACCUGGAUCGACCCAGAGACAUUGUAGUCGACCCAACUGGAGGCUUCAUGUACUGGACUGACUGGGGUGCCAACCCAAAGAUUGAGCGCGCAGGAAUGGACGCUUCAAAUCGCAUCGUCAUCAUUUCAUCCAAUCURACAUGGCCCAACGGACUUGCCAUCGACUAUGAGACCAAACGUCUGUACUGGGCUGAUGCAGGCAUGAAGACUAUUGAAUUUGGAAACUUUGAUGGUUCAGACAGACAGGUUUUGAUUGGCAGCCAGCUGCCUCACCCUUUUGGGCUCACUGUACACGAAGACAAGCUGUACUGGACCGACUGGUUAUCCAAGAGCAUCCACAGUGCCGACAAGCUCACGGGUUUGGAGCGCCACACGCUGGCUGAGAACUUGGAGAAUCUGAUGGACAUUCAUAUGUUCCAUCGGCACCGCGAGACAGUGCACAACCCGUGUGCAGUCAAUAAUGGAGGCUGUAGCCACCUCUGUCUCCUGGCACCUGCUCCCAAGGCUUCUAGCUGCUCCUGUCCCACUGGGAUCAACUUGCAAAGCGAUGGAAAAACCUGCACACCUGGGAUGAACAGCUUCCUUAUCUUUGCUCGGAGGACAGACAUCAGGAUGGUUUCUUUGGAUAUUCCCUACUACGCUGAUGUGGUUCUAGCGGUCAAUAGCUCAAUGAAAAACACUAUUGCCAUCAGCGUUGACCCCAAAGAAGGAAAAGUCUACUGGUCUGACAGUACACUGAAGAAAAUCAGCAGAUCCAACAUCAAUGGGUCAGCACACGAAGACAUCAUAUCUACAGGAUUGAUGACCACUGAUGGGCUGGCGGUGGAYGCUGUCGGCAGGAAGAUCUACUGGACUGACACAGGAACCAACCGUAUUGAAGCGGCCAACCUGGAUGGUUCCAUGAGGAAGGUUCUCAUUUGGCAAAACCUUGAUAGCCCACGAGCGAUUGCCCUCUACCAUGAGAUGGGUUAUAUGUACUGGUCGGACUGGGGUGAGCAUGCAAAACUGGAGCGCUCAGCGAUGGAUGGAUCGGAWCGUGUGGUCCUCAUAAGCAACAACCUGGGCUGGCCUAAUGGCCUGGCUAUUGAUACGGCUGGAUCACAGCUACUGUGGGCUGAUGCUCACACUGAGCGCAUUGAGGCAUCUGACCUUAAUGGGCAGAAUCGUCGCACCCUGGUCACUCCUGUCCAGCACCCAUAUGGUUUAACUCUUUUGGGUUCCCAUAUCUACUGGACUGACUGGCAGAGCCGCAGUAUCCAGAGAGCGGACAAGAACUCCGGAGCCAACACCAUCACAGUACGAGCCAAUCUGCCUGGCCUGAUGGACAUUCAAGCUGUGGACAGGGAGAAGCCAAUGGGUUUUAAUAAAUGUAGCAAGAGGAACGGCGGUUGCACCCACCUCUGCCUGCCUCGUCCCAACGGCACUUCCUGUGCGUGUCCCACUGGCAUUCUGCUCAAGGGAGAUGGCAGGUCGUGUGAGGACUCCCCCGAGACCUACCUGCUCUUUUCGAAUCGCGUCAGCGUGCGCAGAAUCUCCCUGGACACCAGCGACCACACCGACGUGCACGUGCCUGUGCCAGAGCUGCACAAUGUCAUCUCACUUGACUACGACAGCGUAGAUGGAAAACUUUACUACACGGACGUCACCCUGGAUGUGAUCAGGCGGGCGAAUCUGGAUGGCAGUGAAAUGGAAACAGUAAUCAGUCARGGUCUCAAGACCACAGACGGCUUGGCUGUCGACUGGGUGUCCAGAAACAUGUACUGGACUGAUACUGGACGCAACACCAUUGAGGUGGCCCGCCUGGAUGGAUCGAGUCGCAAAGUCCUGGUGAAUAACAGUUUGGAUGAACCUCGAGCCAUUGCAGUGUUCCCAAGUAAAGGGUUUCUGUUCUGGACCGACUGGGGACACAUUGCAAAGAUCGAACGCUCUCACCUUGAYGGAUCAGACCGCAAAGUUCUGAUCAACACGGACCUGGGAUGGCCCAACGGUCUUACUUUAGACUACGACACACGAAGGAUCUUCUGGGUGGACGCCCACUUGGACCGGAUCGAAAGCUCCGAUCUGAACGGGAAACUGCGCCAGGUCCUCGUCAGUCCCGUGUCCCACCCGUUCGCCCUCACGCAGUCGAAGCCGGUGUCCUCCCCUCUAACUCCUUUCUCCCGACUCUCGCAGCAAGACCGUUGGAUCUACUGGACGGACUGGCAGACAAAGUCCAUCCAACGAGUGGAUAAGCACACUGGCCGGAAUAAGGAAACUGUGCUGGCCAAUGUGGAGGGGCUCAUGGACAUUAUAGUGGUCUCUCCUCACAGGCAGACAGGUUCUAACCUCUGUGGAGUAAAUAAUGGUGGAUGCACCCACCUCUGCUUUGCCAAGACCAACAGUUUUGUUUGCGCCUGCCCAGAUGAACCAGAUGGGCGACCCUGCUCCACAAUUUCAGGCUACAUCCCAACCUCUCCUGCCAAAGGUGCCAGCAGCACCCCGGUACCCAAAAAGAUCCCCAAAACUCCAACCGACACCCCACACAGAGGACCCCCWCUGGUCAACUGCACUGACAGGAACCUAAAUGCAGAAGGCUGUUUGAGCACAGUGGUAACAGCCCCUCAUGGAGAAGGCCUUCACAUCAGCUAUGUGAUUGGUGGAGUUCUCACCAUCCUGGCCAUUCUCAUCCUCAUCGCUGCUUUCAUUAUUUACAGACACAAAAAGUCCAAGUUUGCUGAACCGGGAGUGAGCAAUCUGACCUACAGUAACCCCUCGUAUCGAACAUCCACACAAGAGGUGAAGAUCGAAGCGUCACAGAAGCCUCCGAUCUACAACCAGCUUCGAUAUAAGAAAGAGGGGGGAGUGGACGGAGGCUACACGAAGGAGAAGAUCCGCAUAGUGGAGGGGGUGUGCCUCCUGUCCAGCGAAGAGCUUUACUGGGAUGACCUAAAACAAAUCAAGCCGUCCCGCGGCGGCCUGCACACCUGCAUGCGGACCGACACCGUGUCCCUGCAGGCCAGCAGCGCCUCGCUCGACGACGGCGAGACCGAGCAGCUCCUCCAGGAGGAGGCGUCCGAGUGCUCCUCUAUAACCACGCUGACCCCCUCAGCCAUCACCCCGCAACGUCACGCCCAGCACAGCCUGCCCGACACCGGCUGGGCCUCCAUACGCAAACCCUCCACUGAGAGCGAAGUGUGAGAGACGCUCGCUGCCCUCUGUUGUGCGUUCUCUCCACCGUCAUCACAGGACACACACACGCACACACACACACACACACACGCACACACACACACAUGCAAACACUGUAUUCAACGCUGGUACAAAGAUCACUAGGUACAAGCAACAGUAACAGUGGCAUGUGUAAACUUUUAGUACAUAAGAACCUGCUUUGACACACAAAAACUCCUGUCUUUGAAACUGGGGCUCUGUCUUACUUGUACACACACAUACACACAAACACACACACACAGAUCAACAGUCCUCAGUGCUACCGCCUCCAGGCAAAGUGAUAAACGAAGGAGCCUGCUGGAAUAAAACGACAGAAGACUCCAGGGAGGAAAUGAAUAAAGAAACCCAAACAGUAUCUGGAGCCUUUUUAAAGGAUGGAGACAAAYGCUUCUCUGUGUACAAACUUAACUCAGUUCUCUGUUGUUUUUUUUUUGUGUACUAUUUUGGGGAGAAAGCUAAGACAACAUACUCCACAGAUGAUGUAACCGCAGUGCUCACUCAAAUGCCACUCGUAUGUUUAUAAACGCUAUUUAUGAACUGUU
Molecule: messenger RNA, 6608 nt
Organism: Austrofundulus limnaeus
Lineage: Eukaryota; Metazoa; Chordata; Actinopteri; Cyprinodontiformes; Rivulidae
Gene: lrp4
Product: low density lipoprotein receptor-related protein 4
Exons: 38
Coding region: 274-6036 (1920 amino acids)
Biological process (GO): receptor-mediated endocytosis
Cellular component (GO): apical plasma membrane; signaling receptor complex; plasma membrane
Molecular function (GO): protein binding; hormone binding; calcium ion binding
Source: RefSeq, a predicted model, not a curated record